AUGGCUAGUGUUGACGAAAUCUUCAAGAGCUCCGGCAUCUCAGGCAAGCGUAAGCUUGAUCCUAUUCGAGAUCCAAAUGAAAUUUACAAAUCAGCAAAAAUGAGCAGCAGCAGCUCAAAUCGACACGCUCAAGUCGACGAUGCGCAAGACGAAGAUGAAGAUAUGGAAGCCGGCCCAGCACCUCCCCCUGAGGAAGAAGAUUUCGGUCCCGAACUACCUCCCGAUGACGACGAAGGCCGGUUCUUUGGAGGCGGCAUCACAAAACAAGAAUCAGAGAUCCUCGACUAUGUAGACGAGGCCGACGCCGGGAAUGCGCCCGAAAAGAUCGAUGCAGCAUGGUUGCGAAAAACAGCUCUCAAUUUCGAAAAGCGCAUCAGCAAGAACGCUGAGCUUCGUGCCAAAUUCGAAGACGAGCCACAAAAGUUUAUUGGUAGCGAAGCUGAUCUUGAUGCCGAUGUCAAGGGAUUGUCUCUCCUUUCCGAACACCCUGAGCUAUACCCAGAAUUUGUAAAGACGGGAUGUGUCGCCAGUCUAGUCAGUCUGUUGGCGCACGAGAACACCGACAUCGCCAUCGAUGCCAUCGAGAUUAUGGGCGAGUUGACCGAUGAGGACGUCUCUGCAGAGGAUGAACAGUGGAACGGCUUGGUAGAUGCCAUGAUGGACGCAGAUCUUCUUGGACUGUUAGUCUCCAACUUCUCGCGUCUAGACGAAGACGAUGAAUCAGAUCGCAGUGGUAUCUACCAUGCUUUGGGCGUGAUUGAGAACUUGUGUUCUCGACAAUCCGUUGCUGAGCGUGUUGGUGAAGAUGAGAAGCUCCUACAAUGGCUUCUGCAACGCAUUCAACGAAAGGAAGAUGUCGUAUCACAAAACAAGCAAUACGCUGCCGAAAUUUUGGCCAUUCUCUCCCAAAUGGCCGUCGCCAAUCGAACUCAACUAAUACGACUCGACGCUGUGGAUCUCCUUCUUCAACUUGCCGCCCCUUACCGAAGACGCGAUCCGGAUAAGGGCGGUGAAGAAGAGGAGUAUAUGGAAAACAUAUUUGCUUCUUUAACUUGCUUAGCGGACGAGGCUGCUGGGAAGUCAAAGUUCAUCGAUGCUGAGGGUGUAGAACUGUGCCUUAUCAUGCUUAAGGAGGGAAAGAAGAGCAAACCUCCCUCUUUACGUCUCCUCAACCACGCAGCAGGCGGCAAUUCUGGUGUGGAAGUCUGUCAGAAGAUCGUCGAGGCUGGCGGUCUUAAAACACUCUUCACUCUCUUCAUGAAGACCCAAGAUCACAGACUAGCUGAACAUCUGGUGGAAAUAUUCGCCUCCAUGUUGCGCCUCUUGCCCGCCAACUCGGCAGAAAGAAUACGGACACUAGCAAAAUUUGUGGAAAAGGACUACGCGAAGAUAACGAAACUCAUCAAGUUCCGACGGGACUACGUUGCUCGGCUUUCGUUGGCAGAGCAGAAAAACGACGCUGAGAAGGCCACUACUUCAGCAGACGACCGAGAAACUGCCGAGUUGGAAUGGCUAUCUCGAAGAAUCGAUGCUGGCCUUUGUACACUGCAGACUAUCGACGCGGUUCUGGCUUGGUUGGUAGCAGAAGAUACAGGCGCAUCACGAAAGGUCAGACAGGUACUCGCUGAGCGGGACGAAAAGGUAUCACUAAUCGGGCGUACAUUAAAGGAGCAGCUGGAGGGUCUAGAUACCACAGAGGAGAACCAGGAUCUGAGGGACAUGUUGAGCACUCUAGUCGAGUUUGUUCAGUAA
Molecule: messenger RNA, 1752 nt
Organism: Fusarium graminearum PH-1
Lineage: Eukaryota; Fungi; Ascomycota; Sordariomycetes; Hypocreales; Nectriaceae
Exons: 3
Coding region: 1-1752 (583 amino acids)
Cellular component (GO): spliceosomal complex
Source: RefSeq, a predicted model, not a curated record